GGAAGUGCGGAGUCUGCGGAGCGCAGCCUGCUGUGAAGGAAGGAAGUUGGCCCCGGAGCGGCCUGGGCCGUGUGGGCAAGGCCGCGGGCGGCAGCAGCGGCUGCUUCGGCCAACGGAGGGUGGCGCGAUGGGAGACGAGAUGGAUGCCAUGAUCCCCGAGCGGGAGAUGAAGGAUUUUCAGUUUAGAGCCCUGAAGAAGGUGAGAAUCUUUGACUCCCCUGAGGAGUUGCCCAAGGAACGCUCGAGUCUGCUAGCCGUGUCCAACAAGUAUGGCCUGGUCUUUGCUGGUGGAGCCAGUGGGUUGCAGAUUUUUCCUACCAAAAAUCUUCUUAUUCAAAAUAAACCUGGUGACGAUCCCAACAAGAUAGUUGAUAAAGUUCAAAGCUUACUGGUUCCUAUGAAAUUCCCAAUACAUCACUUGGCCCUGAGCUGUGAUAACCUCACACUCUCCGUGUGCAUGAUGUCCAGUGAAUAUGGUUCCAUUAUCGCUUUCUUUGAUGUUCGCACAUUUUCAAAUGAGGCUAAACAGCAAAAACGCCCAUUUGCCUAUCAUAAGCUUUUGAAAGACGCAGGAGGCAUGGUGAUCGAUAUGAAGUGGAACCCCACUGUUGCCUCCAUGAUGGCAGUUUGUCUGGCCGAUGGCAGCAUUGCUGUCCUACAAAUCACAGAAACAGUGAAAGUGUGUGCGACUCUCCCUUCCACGGUGGCAGUAACAUCUGUGUGCUGGAGCCCCAAAGGGAAGCAGCUGGCUGUGGGGAAACAAGAUGGAACCGUGGUCCAGUAUCUUCCCACUUUGCAGGAGAAAAAAGUCAUUCCUUGUCCUCCGUUUUAUGAGUCAGAUCAUCCUGUCAGAGUUCUGGAUGUGCUGUGGAUCGGUACUUACGUCUUCACAAUCGUCUAUGCUGCUGCAGAUGGGACCCUGGAAACUUCUCCAGAUGUGGUGAUGGCUCUCCUCCCGAAAAAAGAAGAAAAGCACCCAGAGAUAUUUGUGAACUUUAUGGAGCCCUGCUAUGGUAGCUGCACGGAGAGGAAACACCAUUACUACCUCAGUUACAUUGAAGAAUGGGAUUUAGUGCUGGCAGCAUCCGCAGCUUCAACAGAAGUCAGUAUCCUUGCUCGACAAACAGAUCAGGUUAAUUGGGAAUCUUGGCUCCUGGAGGAUUCUAGUCGAGCUGAACUGCCUGUAACAGACAAGAGUGAUGACUCACUACCCAUGGGAGUUGCCAUAGACUAUACUAACCAAGUGGAAAUCACCAUCAAUGACGAGAAGACUCUCCCUCCUGCUCCAGUUCUUAUGUUGCUUUCAACAGAUGGUGUGCUUUGUCCAUUUUAUAUGAUCAAUCAAAAUCCUGGGGUUAGGUCCCUCAUCAAGACGCCAGAGCGACUCUCAUUAGAAGGAGAGCGACAGCCUAAGUCGUCAGGAAGUACCCCCACUACUCCAACCUCCUCUCAAGCCCCGCAGAAGCUCGACGCUCCAGGCCCUGCGGCCCCAGUCUCUGGUCCACCUCCAUCGCUGGCCACUCCCCCUUCCACCUUCUCUUUGCCUUCUGUUGGAGCCCCUACUGUGUUCUCCUUUGGCUCUUCGUCCCUGAAGCCAUCUGGUUCUGCCACAGGGGAGCCCCCUCCGUAUUCCAGUGGUUGUGGCACAUCUACCUUCUCUUUUGCUCCUCCUUCUCAAGCCUCCGUAGCGUCCACCCCUGUGGCCUCUCCCAUGGUGCCAUCCGCCAGCACGUUCUCCUUUGGAUCAUCGGGUUUUAAGCCCACCCUGGAAAGCACACCGAUGCCAAGUGCGUCUGCUCCAAACAUAGGAAUGAAGCCCUCCUUCCCACCCUCGGCCUCUGCAGUCAAGGUCAACCUUAGUGAGAAGUUCACUGCUGUGGCUCCCUCCAGCCCUGCCAUCGGCUCCCAGGCUGCACCUGCAACGCUGUCGUUCCCCUCUGCCUCCAAGCCAGCUGCUUCCGGACCUCUCAGCCACCCCACGCCCCUCUCGGCAUCCAGCUCCGUGUCGUCAAAGUCCUCGGUCUCUCCCUCGGCAUCAGGGCGAUCUGCUCAGGGCAGCCCGGGCCCAGCGUCCUCAAUGGUACAGAAGUCACCCAGGAUAACCCCUCCAGUGGCAAAGUCAGGCUCUCCCCAGGCAAAAUCACUUCAGCCUCCUGUUACGGAAAAGCAGGGCCAUCCGUGGAAAGAGUCCGAUCCUGUGAUGGCUGGAAUCGGGGAGGAGAUCGUACACUUUCAGAAGGAGUUGGGAGAGCUGAAAGCCCGCACUUCCAAAGCUUGUUUCCAAGUGGGCACUUCGGAGGAGAUGAAGAUUCUGCGAACGGAAUCCGACGACCUGCACACUUUCCUUCUGGAGAUCAAAGAGACCACAGAGUCUCUUCAUGGAGAUAUAAGUACCCUGAAAACAACCUUACUUGAGGGCUUUGCUGGCGUUGAAGAAGCCAGAGAGCAAAAUGAGAGAAAUUGUGACUCUGGAUAUGUGCACUUGCUCUACAAGAGACCCCUGGAUCCCAAGAGCGAAGCAAAGCUCCAGGAGAUCCGGCGCCUCCAUCAGUAUGUGAAAUUUGCCGUCCAAGAUGUGAAUGACGUGCUGGACUUGGAAUGGGAUCGGCAUCUGGAACAAAAGAGAAAACAAAAGCGCUUGCUGGUCCCGGAGCGAGAGACGCUGUUCAACACCCUCGCCAACAACCGGGAAAUCAUCAACCAGCAGAGGAAGAGGUUGAACCAACUGGUGGACAGUCUCCAGCAGCUCCGUCUCUAUAACCAGACCUCCCAGUGGAGCCUCCCCUCGGACGUUAGCUCCCAGAGCAGCCCUCACAGUUUUGACAGUGACCUCGAAAGUCUCCGCAAUGCCUUGUUGAAAACCAGCAUAGAAUCCCACACCAAGCCCUUGCCCAGAGUGCCGGCCAAACUGUCCCCCGUGAAACAAGCACAACUGAGAAACUUCUUGGCCAAGAGGAAGACGCCCCCAGUGAGAUCCACCGCUCCAGCCAGCCUGUCUCGGUCAGCCUUCCUGUCGCAGAGAUACUAUGAAGACUUGGACGAAGCCAGCUCCACGUCGUCCGUGUCCCAGUCUUUGGAGAGCGAAGACACGCGGGCGUCCUGUAAGGACGAAGACGCGGCGGUGCAGGCCCCUCGGCACGCGCCUGUGGUUCGCACCCCUUCCAUCCAGCCCGGCGUCUUGCCGCAGGCAGCGCCUUUUGCCAAAUCUCACCUGAUUCAUGGUUCGCCCGGCGUGAUGGGAACUUCAGUGUCUACGUCUACCAGCAAACUUAUUCCUCAAGGGGCCGAUAGCACGAUGCUUGCAACAAAAACCGUGAAACACGGCGCACCUGGUCCUUCCCACCCCAUCUCGGCUCCCCAGGCGGCUGCUGCUGCAGCGCUGAGACGGCAGAUGGCCAGUCAGGCCCCAGCUGUAAGUACUUUGACUGAAUCAACUCUGAAGAACGUCCCUCAAGUGGUAAACGUGCAGGAACUGAAGAACAAUCCUGGAGCCCCCUCUGCUGCGAUGGGCUCUUCGGUGCCAUACCCUGCAGCCAAAGCGCCCCACCCAGCGGUGACUCCGGCAGCUGCCAACCCGGCUAAACAGGGAUCUCUAAUAAAUUCCCUAAAGCCGUCGGGGCCCACGCCAGUGUCCGGUCAGUUGUCAUCUGGUGAUAAAGCCUCAGGGCCAGGGGCAUCCAAGAUAGAAACAGCUGUGACUUCUACCCCAUCUGCUGCUGGGCAGUUCAGCAAGCCUUUCUCAUUUUCUCCAUCAGGGACUGGCUUUAAUUUUGGGAUAAUCACACCAACCCCGUCUUCUAAUGUCACUGCUGCACAAGGGGCAGCACCCCCCACUAAAGAGCCAAACCAGCUCGACACGUUCCCGUUUGGUGGGGGAGGCAAACCCUUCUAUGAGACGGUUCCUGAAAGCUCGCCGCCCUCGGGGAUGACCGCAUCAACCACCACUGGAGCCACCGCUGCCUCUCCGGCAGAGUCUGCGCCUUCAAGCAGCAGACCUGUGGCCCCUUCUGGAAUCGCUCCCUCCACCACCUCUAGCAAGCCGGAACCCCCGCCAUCCAAGUUGGGAGAGCUUCUGUUUCCGAGUUCUUUGGCUGGAGAGACUUUGGGCAGUUUUUCAGGACUGCGGGUUGGCCAAGCAGAUGAUUCUACAAAGCCAGCCAUGAAGGCUCCAUCCACAGGCCUGACUAGCGCACAGCCAACCAAGACUUCAACCAUCCCCUCGGGGUUUAGUUUUACCAGCCCUCCCGUGUUAGGGAAGCACGCAGAACCCCCCGUGACCUCCUCUGUGACCGCAGCCACAGGGGCCCCUCUGGCAGCCACCACCAGCACGGGCACUAGCAGUCCCUCGACUGGCAUUUUCGGCGCUCUGCCCGUAGCCAGUGCGGGAUCCUCUGGAGUUCUGGGUUUCGGUGGGCUGUCCCUAAGUGGUAGCAAGACUAGUUUUUCCUUCGGAAGCCAACAGACGAGCAGUACAGCGCCCCCACCUGCCCCACCGUCAGCCACAACUGCCGCUCCCCUGCCUACGUUGUUCCCCAUGAUGUCGUUUGGUAGCCUCCUGAGUUCAGGGUCUGCUCCCACCCUGCCCACGUCCUCUGGUAAGAGCGCGGAAGAGGCCGCAUCCUCGGCCUCAUCCGAGAAGCCGGACAACGGCGACGCCUCGGCGUCCGCGACCUCGCUUCUGGGGCAGCCACCGUCAGCCCCGCUUCCCCAGGCUCCUCCGCAGACUUCUGACCCGGUUAAAAAAGAACCUGCUCUGGCACAGCCCGCAGUCAGCAGCCCGGGCCCCGCAGCGUCCGGCGGCGGUCUCGCGACACCCGCCGCGGAGGCCACGCCAGCGGCCCCCGCGGGCCCUGACGUCAAGACGGAACUGGCCUCCCCCGCUUCCACGCUCUCGGCUCCCGGGCCGCCUGCCACCGCCGCGGCUACCCUCCCGGGCGCGGUCCCCGUGGCCGUUGAAACCCCAGGUCCCCCCACGACCUCCAGCUCCGUUUCCGGCGCUGCUCCGAGCCCGGCCGCAGAGACCGCGGCGUUUGGGACCACCACCUGCGGCUCUUCUGUCUUCGCUCAGCCGCCCGCUGCCAGCUCCAGCUCCGCUUUCAGUCAGCUCUCCGGCCCCGCGGCCACCGCCCCGUCCGCCGCCCCCGUGUUCGGGCAGGCGGCCGCCGGCUCCGACCCGGGCCUGUUCGGGCCACAGGCGGGAGGCGCGGCCGGCGCGGCCGCCGCCACGCCGCCCGCCAGCAGCUCCGGCUUCGGCGGUCCCGCUUUUGGCGCGUCGGCCACCGGGGUGUUCGGACAGACGACGUUCGGGCAGGCCCCGGCCUUCGGGCAGUCGACGAGCAGCCCCGCCAGCGUCUUUUCCUUCAGCCAGCCUGGGUUCAGCUCGGUGCCCGCGUUCGGUCAGCCCGCGGCCUCCACCUCGGCGUCUACCAGCGCGAACGUCUUCGGUGCCUCCUCCAGCACCAGCAGCUCCAGCUCCUUCUCGUUCGGACAGUCCUCUGCCAACACAGGAGGGGUGCUGUUUGGCCAAAGCAACCCUCCCGCGUUCGGGCAGAGUCCCGGCUUCGGGCAGGGAGGCUCCGUGUUCGGUGGCACCUCGGCCGCCACCACGACCACGUCAUCUUCUGGGUUUAGCUUUUGUCAAGCUUCAGGUUUUGGGUCUAGCAACACUGGUUCUUUGUUUGGUCAAGCAGCCAGUACGGGCGGGACAGUCUUCGGCCAGCAGCCCUCUUCCAGCGGGAGCGUGUUUGGGUCUGGAAACACUGGAAGAGGGGGAGGUUUCUUCAGUGGCCUUGGAGGGAAACCCAGCCUGGAUGCGGCCAACAAAAACCCAUUCAGCUCGGCCAGCGGGGGGUUUGGGUCUGCAGCCACUCCAAAUACCUCUAAUCUAUUCGGAAACAGCGGGGCCAAGACAUUUGGUGGAUUUGCCAGCUCAUCGUUUGGAGAGCAGAAACCUGCCGGCACUUUCAGCUCUGGAGGAGGAAGUGUGGCAUCCCAAGGCUUCGGGUUCUCGACUCCAAAUAAAACAGGUGGCUUCGGUGCUGCUCCAGUGUUUGGCAGCCCUCCUACUUUUGGGGGAUCCCCUGGGUUUGGAGGGGUGCCAGCAUUCGGUUCAGCCCCAGCCUUUACAAGCCCUCUGGGCUCGACGGGAGGCAAAGUGUUCGGAGAGGGUACUGCAGCCGCCAGCGCAGGAGGAUUCGGGUUUGGGAGCAGCAGCAGCACCACGUCUUUCGGCACGCUGGCAAGUCAAAACGCUCCGACUUUCGGAUCGCUGUCCCAACAGACUUCUGGAUUUGGGACCCAGAGCAGGGGAUUCUCUAGCUUUGGAUCAGGCGGAGGAGGAUUCAGCUUUGGAUCGUCUAACUCGUCUGUCCAGGGCUUCGGUGGCUGGAGAAGCUGAGUGGGUGUCCGUGUUCCUUCCUGGGACCAACUGCAUUCCGGGCUCCUCGUCACCGAGCAACACUGGAGCAGUCCUUUAACGUGGACAUUCUCACUGCAGCACACCCAGAAACAGCAGAAACCAAAACUCCAGAGACGCUUGACCGCUUGUCUGUUUUGCUGUCGAUUUCGUGUUGGUUGUCCCGUCCCCCUUCCUGGCCCCCCUCUAUUAAACUCUUUGGUCUGUUUCCGUGCGGAA
Messenger RNA from Herpailurus yagouaroundi (jaguarundi), 6634 nucleotides. RefSeq names its product nucleoporin 214 (gene NUP214). Bases 128 to 6397 code for a protein of 2089 amino acids. The record is from RefSeq and is a predicted model, not a curated record. The transcript has 37 exons. Gene Ontology annotation, cellular component: nuclear pore. Gene Ontology annotation, biological process: RNA export from nucleus; protein import into nucleus. Lineage: Eukaryota; Metazoa; Chordata; Mammalia; Carnivora; Felidae. Gene Ontology annotation, molecular function: structural constituent of nuclear pore; protein binding.